Messenger RNA from Gadus macrocephalus (Pacific cod), 2824 nucleotides. It is a transcript of the gene dennd2db, whose product is annotated as DENN/MADD domain containing 2Db. The coding region runs from base 527 to 1969 and encodes 480 amino acids. The transcript is spliced from 14 exons. NCBI's taxonomy places the organism in Eukaryota, Metazoa, Chordata, Actinopteri, Gadiformes, Gadidae. Gene Ontology annotation, cellular component: cytosol; nucleoplasm. The record is from RefSeq and is a predicted model, not a curated record.
CUUAAAUCUUACAUUAAACAGCACAUUUAAAGUUGCCAGAAAAGGGAACCUGUAUUGCAGAACAGGGACAGCAGUGAGAGGUAGGCUAGAAUACUCUGAUACGUCUGCUUUCAUUUCGUUCGGACACAGGGUAAGAGGGUGUUGCCUCUGAGUUUCUGACAGCCCUAUUCCAGACAUUCAAAUAGGCCUACGUGACUUGAUUCAGGCGAGUUGGAAACGCGUUCACUUUAUUGAUCAUAGCAGAACCGUUCAAAACGCACCUCCUCGGCACCGUGCGCUAUCCUAGACAGAAGAGCCGCUCUCCAACAACACAGCUCGACUGUGGUGUACCUCCUCGGUACAGCCUAGCCGUAUCACAGACUCCUCUAGUAGGCUACUGUAAACCUCCUCAUCUGCUACCGGGAGGGACAUUGGAAACGAUAACACAAAGGUCUGUCCACCCCGUCAAACUGUUUAUUUCGGCUCUUCUAGCGCGUUUGUGUAUGCGGAAAUUUUAGAUGCCCUUCGACUAUUAAAGGGUGCAGAGAUGUCCCGUCAGUCGGAGGCCAGGCAGCCGGGACCAACUAAGCGCCUCAGCUCAUUAUUUGUUUCUUUACAGGAGAAGCUCUCAAGAGACCGAGAAGACAGAGUCUCAACACACGCCGGCCAACCUGAAACUACCGAGGCAGGGAGCCCAGCACCCAACCACUUCUUCUUUGAGUUCCUGGUGGUGGUCAGUCUACAGCAGAAGACCAAAGACAGCCCCUAUGAGCCGCUCGUCAUCUACAAGUUCCCUAAGGAAAUAGGCCUCAGUCCUCCGCAGAGGGAAGAAGAGAAGUCCCUGCAGGCCAUCACAUUGUUCUGUUUCCCUGAGGGAGUCAACUGGAUCCCACUCACACAAUACCAAAGUGAGACCUUCUCCUUUGUUCUGACAGAGACGGACGGCACCAGGCGGAAUGGCUUCUGCAGGCGGCUGUUGCCUCAUGGAAGAGGAAAGCGACCUCCAGAGGCCUACUGCAUCGUGAGCCAAGUUGCGUGCUUCGGCCUCUUCUCCAAGAUUUUUGAUGAGGUGGAGAAGCGGCGAGAGAAGUCCAUGGCGAUGAUCUAUCCCUUCAUGCAGAGCCUCAGAGAGGCGCCCUUCCCUGAACCUGGAGAAACCGUCCAGAUCAAGAGCUUCAUACCCGAAUCUGGCACUGAGAUAAUAACGCUUACACGGCCACUUGAAUCCAGGUUGGAACAUGUGGACUUUCAGAUACUCUUCUGCUACCUUUCCAACCAAGAGAUCUUGCAGGUCUUUGCCUCCACCCUAAUGGAGCGACGCAUUGUGUUCAUCGCUGAAGAGCUUGGCACCUUAUCGCAGGUCCUCCACGCUGUGGCGGCACUGCUCAGCCCCUUCGCCUGGCAGCACACCUUCAUCUCCACCGUGCCCACUGUGCUGAUGGAGGUCCUCAUGGCUCCCACACCCUACCUGCUUGGGGUGCACAAGAACACGAUGGAUGGUGUCUUUGACAACGAUGAUGUGGACGAUAUGCUGAUGGUGGAUUUGUCGUCCAAAGUGAAGGAACGAUUUUUGUCAUGCGUCGGAGAUGAGGACUCUAUAAUCCCUGAGACACUCAAAAACGAGCUCCUUGAAGCUCUCUGUGCCAAGAAAGACCAUUCCACUCCGGAAGAGAUCAACACCUUAGUCUCAGAGGCCUUUGUUUCAUUCUUCGUCAAGACAGUGGGUCACUACUCAGCCCAUGUGAAGCGCAGCAAAAGCCAACAGCCUGGAAUUUUUCAAAGGAAGACCUUCUGCAAGUCAAUAGAGAACAAGUCUCACCAGCAAUUUGUCACCAACUUCAUAGAGACCCAGAUGUUUGAUGUCUUCAUUCAGGACGUAGAGAGACGACCGGCUUCCAAUGACGGUUUCUUCUGCAGAAAAAUUGCAGAAUAUGAAGAGACGAAGAAAGAGACAGACCGGAUGCGAUGGAGGAGAAGGUUUUUGGUGUAAAUUGGGUCGGGAAAGGAAUCGCUGUCCCAGCGCACCGGUGAGCGGAUCUGAUGUGUCGGAAGUUGUUGACAUCGAUGACAUCGAUGAUGACAUCGAUGAUGACAUCGAUGUUGGUUAAUGUGAUGAAGGGGACCAAGAAGUCUGGGUUAAUGUGAUAAAGGGGACCAGGAAGUCUGGGUUAAUGUGAUGAAGGGGACCAGGAAGUCUGGGCUAAUGUGAUGAAGGAGACCAGGAAGUCUGGUCUAAUGUGAUGAGGGGGACCAAUACGUCUGGGUUAAUGUGAUAAAGGUGACCAGGAAGUCUGGGUUAAUGAAAUGAAGGAGACCAGGAAGUCCGGGUUUCAUAAUGUGAUGAAGAUGACCAGGAAGUCCGGGUUUCAUGUGAUGAGCCAUAUAUUUAUAAUACAAAUAUACAGUACCGUGUUAUAUCAUCUACAAUAUAUAAAGUAUUUAUAGCACAAAUUUGAAAAGAUGGAUUGACUUGCAAGGAAAUCUUUUGGAAACAGUGAAUUACAUGUCGUUUGUCAUUUGUCUUGUAGCUAAUGCCAUAACUACUCAAAGUACUCAAACUUUGUACUUUGUACUUGUAAUAAUAAGGGCUAAGCCACACAUCCACUCAGGUAAAUGUCCAAGUACUACUACUACUGUCUUAUAAAGUUUAAGUAAAGGAGUGCUUGCUCCAAAUGUACAUGUUCAUUGUUGGCAUUGUUUGAGAUUGAAAUCAACCAUCACCUCUGUAACUCCCGCAACUGUGGCUAUUUAAAUGUACAAUUAUUUUGCAGUAAUAUUUGUAUAUUGCAAGCCAUUGCAACCAAAUAUCACAUUAUAUAAAUAAAUUAAAUUGCCCAAUACAAUA